Messenger RNA from Acaulospora morrowiae, 273 nucleotides. Lineage: Eukaryota; Fungi; Glomeromycota; Glomeromycetes; Diversisporales; Acaulosporaceae. The record is from the annotation of a GenBank genome assembly.
AUGCUGCCACAGAGAAAAAAAUCCUCAAACAGCCUUUCCUUUUCGACUAGAGAAAUAUGGAACGAAUGGGAAAAACGAAGAAAUAUUGAUAUUCUCCAAACUUCACAAAAACGGCAAACGAAAAAUCGAAGCGGCACAGGAUUCGCUUUUUCCAUCUAUCAAGAGGCUAGCGAAUCGGAAGUGGAUACGGAAAUAAAUAUCACUGCCUUUCUCUUUUCUUCAAAUCAAAACGGAAAACGAAAAAGAAAAGCUUCCCGUCGAACGUACGCAUGA